AUGGUCAAAGAAACUAAGCUCUAUGACCUCCUCGGCGUCUCACCGACUGCCACCGACCAGGAGCUGAAGAAGGCCUACAAAGUCGGAGCCUUGAAAUAUCACCCUGACAAGAACGCCCACAACCCGGCGGCCGAAGAAAAGUUCAAGGAGAUCUCACAUGCCUACGAGAUCCUCUCCGAUUCUCAGAAGCGGCAGGUCUAUGACCAGUAUGGCGAGGCCGGGUUUGAGAAUGGUGGCGGAGGCGGUAUGGCUGCCGAGGACCUGUUCGCUCAGUUCUUCGGCGGCGGCAGCUUCGGCGGAGGCCUUGGCGGCAUGUUCGGCGGCGGCAUGCAGAGCCGCGGACCCCCCAAGGCUCGAACGAUCCACCACACCCACAAGGUAUCGCUCGAAGACAUCUACCGGGGCAAGAUCUCGAAGCUCGCCCUUCAGCGAUCAAUCAUCUGCCCCAAGUGCGAGGGCCGAGGCGGAAAGGACGGCGCUGUCAAGAGGUGUGCUGGUUGCGACGGGCACGGCAUGAAGACGAUGAUGCGACAGAUGGGCCCCAUGAUCCAGCGCUUCCAGACCGUCUGCCCCGACUGCAACGGCGAGGGAGAGCUGAUUAAGGAUAAGGACCGAUGCAAGCAGUGCAAUGCCAAGAAGACCAUCGUCGACCGGAAGGUCCUCCAUGUCCACGUCGACCGUGGCGUUAAGAGCGGCACAAGGGUCGAGUUCCGAGGCGAGGGCGACCAGGCCCCCGGCAUCCAGGCUGGCGAUGUCGUCUUCGAGAUUGAGCAGAAGCCCCACAACCGCUUCACACGCCGAGAAGACGACCUUCUUUACAAGGCCGACAUCGAGCUCGUCACUGCUUUGGCCGGUGGUACCAUCUAUAUCGAGCAUCUCGAUGACCGGUGGCUCAGUGUUGAUAUCCUGCCAGGGGAGGCGAUUGCACCGGGCGCGGUGAAGAUGAUCCGUGGACAGGGCAUGCCAUCCCACCGGCACCACGAUUUCGGCAACAUGUACAUCCAAUUUACCGUCAAGUUCCCCGAGAAGAACUGGACCGAGGAUCCUGCCGCUUUCGACCUUCUCCGCCAGGUCCUCCCAGCUCCGGCCUUGAUCAACGUCCCGCCAAACGAGGCGAUGACUGAGCCGGCCGACCUGGAGGAUCUUGAUAGUUCGGCCGGUGCGAGAGCCUUCGGGGCCGGUGCUAACGGCAUGGCCAUGGAGGAGGAGGAUGAGGAUGGCCACCCUCAUGCCGAGCGCGUCCAGUGCGCAUCGCAGUAA
Molecule: messenger RNA, 1260 nt
Organism: Phialemonium atrogriseum
Lineage: Eukaryota; Fungi; Ascomycota; Sordariomycetes; Cephalothecales; Cephalothecaceae
Product: putative chaperone dnaj 2 protein
Exons: 4
Coding region: 1-1260 (419 amino acids)
Biological process (GO): protein refolding; response to heat
Cellular component (GO): cytosol; cytoplasm; nucleus
Molecular function (GO): ATP binding; Hsp70 protein binding
Source: RefSeq, a predicted model, not a curated record